CGUCAGCUCUUCGUUACGUACGAAAGUCGCCCGAUCGGUGCUAGCAGGCUACAGCCAUGCUUGUUAGAUGGAGACACCUAGUGGUGUUGUGCAUCGUACACCUAGCAUCCCUUGACGCUUACUACGUGGACAGUACAAAAGAUGUGCCAGCGUGGAACAUAGAGUCAUUAACUCCUGAACUGGACAAAAUCACAUUUCCUGACAACACAUUAGACGAUCACCGGCCUUACGUAGUGGCGCCAGUCAUGGUCUAUCCAAGUCCGACGUGGACAUGGGAGCCCCAACAAGUCGAGUCAGAGAGCGUGCAACGGCCCAUAACACGUAGCAACCACCCGCCUAUGCAACAACUGAGGCAUGGUUCACCUGCAAGUCAAAAUCUUCGACAUCAUUCAUUACCAAAUUCAGAUUUGAAGCCAAAUAACAAUCAUUUGAUUGAGCACCAACGGCUACAAAAAACCUUGGCUGGUCAUCAUAGAUUGAGACGAUCAAAUCCAAUUCAUCGCAAUUCAGCUUCGUCCCCGGUGCAAUCCAGACAACGAUCUUCUCUAAGAGAAGAUACUGCCAUCACCAAAAUGAGACAAAAUCGGAAGAUCCCUCUGGGGAAUUUCGGCGACCAUCAUUCUUUCCAAGACACGUAUCCUUCUGGAAUUGUGGAACAAAGUUCGUUUGCUCGAUUCAUGCUUGAGAACCAGCGAAGAAUCAAGCAGGAACAAUUGGCAUAUCCGCUCAUCCAAAAGAAACCCAUAUUAGACGAAACUAUUCACGAAGGUGUCGAUGAAAAAUCUCCAAUGUCCAAGCAUGAUACUGGCAAAUUUCAGCCUCAGAUUACAAAUAUUCGAGAAGGUGCAAGGAAGAGCCAUUUGCAGAGACCUGCUCCUGAGUACAUGACGCAAACUCAUGUGCAGAACAAAAAUAUUCCUGGAAGACAAGUUGGGAUCAAACAGGAUAUUUCGCAACAUCGGAAUAAUUUGAAACGCACACACUACCAUCACCCUGAUCGAUCUCAUGGCCUACUUCCCGGUUCAUAUCACGACAAUUUGCCAAAGAGAAUACAGAAAACUCAUGUCAGUUCCGGCUUGCCAGCAGGAUGGGACAAUAACGGUGAAAUUUUUGCAGCUGAGGAUUACGCUGGAGGCAACUCUGGCGUUUCUUACCGUGAUCACGAAAACCUUUUCCGCCGUCCAGGGGGCGGCAGCCUUCGUCUCCCUCAUGGCUCUCAUUCCUUUGUUAGGGACGACUCUUACUUUCCUCAAGGUCAUCUAUCUCCACAUGGUGGAAGCAGCCCAGCUCACGUCACUUCCGAUUCCUAUAAUGAACAUCUCGACUAUGACCACACCUCGAGUAACAAAGGACAAAUUGAAUUUGAUGAAGAUUAUCCACUGGCUUAUCAUGCAACUCAAGUUUUCGGAGAAACCUCGGAUCAUCAUCCACAGGAGUCAGGAAAGGAAACUUAUAGCCCCGUAAGAGUGAAAAGUUCCAACAUUGGCCAUUUUGAUUCGGAUACAACUUAUAGCCCCGUAGGAGUGAAAAGUUCCAACAUUGGGCAUUUUGAUUCGGAUACAACUUAUAGCCCCGUAGGAGUGAAAAGUUCCAACAUUGGGCAUUUCGAUUCGGAUACUUUGGAUCUCGAUUAUAACGUCCAGUAUGAUUUUGGCAUCCCUGAAACGCAACGACUGAAAGGUGAUGCUGAAAUAGUGGAACCUGGCUUUAGUUUUGAUGUGAAUCACCGAGAAUCGUUCUCUCAUUUUGGAGGUCAUGGUGCUGGUGUGAGUGAUGGAUUUUCAAAGCCUCAAACCCAAAGUAUCGGGUCAGAUGACACCAUAAUUCAAUCGGGAUACAAUUUCGGUUCUGGACAGCGUGUAAUACAAUCAGGAGGGUUAGGUUCGUAUCAUUCAACUUCAGCCGGAAAUCACGGGUUUGAAGGUGAUCACGUUGUUACAUCAGGAGGUCAUGAGAGCGACCACCCUGGAGAUCAUGUCAACCAAUAUGGCAGUCCAAAUUUCAAAGAUGUGCGCCACAGCUCAAAUUCAGGAGGCCAUGAUUUCAAUUCUGGAAAACAAAAUUUCAACAGGGGAAAUCACGUUCGGCAUUUAAAAGGCGAUGCUUUCAAUUUAGAAGAUGUUCAGUCAGAAAGCUACUCUUUCGAUGGUGAGGAGCCAUAUUCGCAACACAAUUCUGGCUCCAACAAUAAGGGUCACGCUCACACCGUUGAUUCCAGCGAUAUUUUAUACCAGUCUGCUAGCCUUGAAGACCGCGGUAAUAAAUUUCAUCAACCUCAUAAUACUAAAAUCUCAGACUUCGUUGGUCCCUCAAAUUUUGGGCAUGCCGGAAGUCAAGACUCUUCAAACUUUAAGCCCAUAGGACACGAAUUCGGUCACGAAUUCAGUCAUUCCCGAAAAGAUUUUUACGAUUUUAGCAAAAGUCAUUCAACAGUUUCAAAAAGAUCCAAUUUUAACGACGAAGUUUUUUACACUCCCAUCAAACUGGACAAUGGAAUUACUGUUGCACAGCCCUUAACGUACGGCUCCGUUGAUUUUAGUUCUGGAGUACAACCUGAGCCAAGAAAUCCGACGAUGGCCAGCCUUGAUGACCAAGCAUUUUACGUAAGAUCUUCCCUGGGAGAAAACCACGCAACAAACCUUUAUGAAACGCAACAAAAUUAUAGAAAGAAAAAGCCGCCAAGUAUGUUCAAAAAACUGGAGACGACGAGUGACGGUCACCUCACCCAGGGCAAGAGAAACGUAGUUUACAUCGAAGGAAGUGAGAGUGCGGAACAUGAGCCCGGCCAUCAUGUCGUGUCUGAUCUCGAGGAACAUAAAAUCAAGUUCGAAGAUGCAGGACGCAAUCCUACAAGCCAUGCAGAAAUAUCGAACCUUCCAGCUAAAAGAGCCACGUUUACACACGAGCCUACGCAACCCGAACCAAGAACUGAAGGCCAAAAGGAUGAUCAAGAACACGUCCCUUACGUUGAACCAACACCCCGACUACUUACUGAUCGCCCAGAAGAGAAGGAAUACAGAGACGUUAAUUUAUCUGUGGUUACUAAUUCUGAACCGCCUGCACAUCACUUGGACCAUGAAGACAUUACUCCCAAGUACGAGAUGUCUCAAGAAAAUGAACAGAAUAUUGCUACUAUUAAUCUCGAUGGCAAAGAUCAAGAGACAGAUUAUGAAGACGUGUCUCAUGAUCAAUUUUCUAAAGGAAUCGUGUACAUUACAGAGGACGAACGAGAGUUACGUGGGCAAUACGGACAUCCAGGCGAAGCGGAGGACGAGCGCCAUGUUGAUGACGAAUAUGAUUAUCAGCAGCCAGCGUCAGGCGAAAAACCCGAAAACCAGGAAAACGUCGAUGAAUAAAAACCUGCUAUAGAGAAUAGGUCUCACGUUUGGUGUGAUGAUAUGCGAGUAUAAUACACGACCAACUAAUUGCUCCCAAAAAGUGUGUAAAUAGCGAAACUAAUUCCGAAAAACGACCCAUCAGCGUGCUGAAUCGCAAAUCCUCAUCGCAAGGAUUCAAGGGAGCAAUCGCAGGCAUGCGAUACAGGACAGUAACAAAUUAUAUAUCAAGCUAUCAAUUUCGUAAAAAAAUUAAGUGAAUGUUAUUCAGUGAGUGAGCUAUCGAUAGUAAAAAUGAGGUUCUAUGUCGCGAAUUGUUCCGAGCAGUUGAGCAGUUACUUACCAUAUGAAUUUGAUGCCGGUGUCAUUAUGGCUGGCCUUUGGUGGUGUAAUGCCGUCAGUAUUAGGAUUUUUGCCUUAUGAUAUCAGCGGUCAGCCAAUGAUAUCGGUCUUAUGGUGUCUGACACGUGAUCUGCUCUCAUAUGUGGAAGGCCAGCGUAGUUAGUGCGUGCCUGUGACGCGCGUCCGACGCAUUGCCAUUACUUGAAAAAAUCUUUUGAUCUGAAUAAAUUUGCCGGGAACGCGUGAAACGUGUACCAUAUUUUGAAUAAAAUUUAUAAACGGUGUAAAUUCAUAGAGACAAAAAAUGAAACACUUCGAAAUUACUUGGAUAAACUGUGCUUAUGCCACUCCAGACAUUUCAAGUGAUAUUCGCUGUUCAAGAGAGUUCAUCAAUGAGGUUUAAUUCAGUUGAAUAAGUGUAUGUAAUAGUAUAAGAAUUUGUAUUAUUAUUUGGGACUAUUAUUCACAUAAAUGCGAUCUGACAUCAAAAUAUUUUAAUCUACUCGAAUUAAAUUCUCUAGUUUGCAUAACAACAACUCACGGACUUAUGUGAAUAGGUACAUGAACAACCGUGAAAAACGUAGCAUGUGUAUGAUUUCUGACCUGCCAACAUAUACAGCAGCCGAAAUCAAUAAGGGAAUAGUCUAAUGGUUUGUAAUGUGUCGUUUGUAAUGCUCACCAAAUUGUCAAGCAGCUAGGGCAAAAUUCUUAAUUUAUUAUUAUGUAAUCUUAGUGUUCACAUACACCAUAAAAUGGUCCGUAAAUUGUUGUAUUUGAAUAUGGGAAUCCUUGAUGCGGAAUCGGAAUCGGAGCUUCAACGAUGAAGAAAUUCACUCGUAUGGAUAUUAUUGAAAUUAUCAGAGACAUUUUUUCGGUCAGUUUAAUGGAAAAAUUCCAGAAUCACAUUAUGAAAAACCUAAUUGCUUUAGUCCUUUUUUCGCGAGAUAGGCGAAUAUCUGAAACCCGGUAUUUUCCUAAUUGUUAUUAUUGCAUAAUUGCCAAACUUUAAUGUAACGUUUGGUACAGUUUAUUACUAACAUCGUUAUAAACAAGUUAUAAACAAUAAGGAUGCAGAGAUCAUUGAACAUUUUUUCAUAUCUGUCUUGCAUUUUUAAUUUGUUUAUGUAUGGAGCCAAGGACGUACGUUCCUCUGUUUUGCGUAUAACGUUUACGAUUAUAUGCAACGUUACAGGUUUCGAACUUCGUGUAUUUUGUGAUGCCAAAUUCUUUAUUGAAUAUAUAUUGUAA
Messenger RNA from Hyalella azteca, 4925 nucleotides. RefSeq lists its product as uncharacterized. Lineage: Eukaryota; Metazoa; Arthropoda; Malacostraca; Amphipoda; Hyalellidae. The coding region runs from base 57 to 3356 and encodes 1099 amino acids. The record is from RefSeq and is a predicted model, not a curated record. The transcript is spliced from 2 exons.